This is a messenger RNA of Peronospora farinosa, 387 nucleotides long. The record is from the annotation of a GenBank genome assembly. Lineage: Eukaryota; Oomycota; Peronosporomycetes; Peronosporales; Peronosporaceae.
AUGGGUAAGACGAGCAAGCCGAUAUCGAAUGUUCUCGAAAGUGGGUGGGCAGGUCAGGCCAAUGCUGAAAAUGGGGUCAUUUCCCAAAUUUCCAACAAUGACUUAAACUCCCACAACACCAACCGAAUAGCGGCUGCCGCACUGAUUACCAGGGGUAACGGGGCGACGACCGCGCUGAGCGGGUCCACCGCUACAGAAGCAGGUACCCCGCAUGAGUCCUAUGUGUCCUUUAACACGGGCCCUUUGGAAGCGUGCGGGCGCGUUGGGAAGGUAGAUGAAGCCCAGCAUAGGCAGGCAGUCGCUACCGAGACAACUGGAGAUCGGUACUCGUAUCUCGGGGAACGCCUGACGGCGGCGAUGGUGGACCUGACGGCAAUGGGGACGUAG